This is a messenger RNA of Racocetra persica, 158 nucleotides long. NCBI's taxonomy places the organism in Eukaryota, Fungi, Glomeromycota, Glomeromycetes, Diversisporales, Gigasporaceae. The record is from the annotation of a GenBank genome assembly.
UUUUUGUUGGAAGAUAAAUGGUACCAGAGCAAGGCAUAUUUAGAGCGUGUGCGGUACGGCUUGCAAAGUCAAUAUAAAAAUCCAUUGGGCCAGGAAGAUACGAGCGAAAAUGGAGUUGACAGACUACUUUGUUUGUUACCGAUGCAACCGCAUAAAAU